AAUUUUUUACUUUCUGGACCUGGGUUAUCCGCCUCUAGUUUAUGUAUAGGAAAUGUCCUCCCCUGCUUCUGAGGGUUUAGGGAAUGUUCUUCUCAGUAGGAGCAGAGGGCAGUAAUGAGGCGCUGAGCGCUCAGUGAGUCAGAGAAGAGGAAGAUUUAGCGGAGGGAACCCGCGAAAGCCUGAACUGUGAACUGUGAGAGAAUGGCGUCUAGAAAACAAGUCCUGAAAACCGCCUCAGAAGACUCUCAGAACUCAUCAUCUAGAAAUGACUCCAGCAGUGGCAACAACAGCGGAAACAAUAGCGGAGCGCGAAAGAAGACCAGACCAUCUGGAACAGUGGUGAAGUCUCGCUACAUGCAGACUGAAAAGAAACCGUCUGUUUUAAAGAGUAAUGAGUCCAUCCUUGUGCCACCAAGACCUGCUUCACCUAAAGCAGGUGGGGUCCAGAAACUCAGAGUUAGUGCUGCUGCACCAAGACGAUCCUUAUCUGUACACACUGAUCAGAACCCUACCUCAGUUAUGCCCAGCAUUUUAGAGACUUCGAGUUUUGGUGGAAAUAUCUUGCAGUCAACAGCGUUGGAUGAUCACUGUUUGCGCCCAGACUUUGAUCUCUCAGUUAUUAAAGAAAAUGUAGCAUCACCACGUUCAGCGGACCCCAAGGCUCAGAAAAGGAAUCUGGAAUUGGAGACAUUCUUGCUGGCCUUUCUCACUGCUAAGAUCGAACACAAUACUCAUAAGCUAAAGGAAGAAGCAGAGAGGAACCUCCUUAUAAUGAUGGAGGAAGAGGAAAAGUUGCGCUCCAAAGUCAUGGAUAUGAAAAGGCGAUACCUCCUUCUUGAAAAGCAAAAACAGCUCAACGAUUUACUUGACCUUCAGGUCACAGCACUGACUCCUCUGGCCACAACUGCGAAGCACUUUACGGAGGAGUACAAGGUGUUUGCCACAGCAGUAGACACUACCCGGCAUGAGUUACCUGUGAAGAACUUGCAUGUUGAGGAAGACCAUGGAAAAUUUCUAGACAAAGCGGUUGGCUGUCUAAAACAGAGUCAGCGUGCCUUGGAGAAGUAUGCAAAGGACAUUCCAAGAGACAGUGAAAGCAAUGCUGAGUGCCUAAAAGAGAUAAAAAACACAGCGCAUGAGGUUGACCAGCAGCUGGUCAGUGUGUCUUCAGACCUGUUGGAGCUGUCUGCACUAGUGAGCAGGGAGACCGUGUUAGCCCAGCAAUCCAUGGAAGAAGAUAAAAUUGGACUUGUUACAGCGCAGUCUCUCUUCUCAGAAUGAUGUUUCUGUUUGUGUUUGUAUAUAUGUGUAGUUUGUGUAAAUAUGCAGUAAAAAUGAUCAUAUAUAAAAUAAAUCUGAUACUCCUGAA
Molecule: messenger RNA, 1369 nt
Organism: Astyanax mexicanus (Mexican tetra)
Lineage: Eukaryota; Metazoa; Chordata; Actinopteri; Characiformes; Acestrorhamphidae
Gene: haus8
Product: HAUS augmin like complex subunit 8
Exons: 10
Coding region: 202-1281 (359 amino acids)
Source: RefSeq, a predicted model, not a curated record